This is a messenger RNA of Chaetomium globosum CBS 148.51, 2838 nucleotides long. RefSeq lists its product as uncharacterized. The record is from RefSeq and is a predicted model, not a curated record. NCBI's taxonomy places the organism in Eukaryota, Fungi, Ascomycota, Sordariomycetes, Sordariales, Chaetomiaceae. Bases 1 to 2838 code for a protein of 945 amino acids. The transcript has a single exon. Gene Ontology annotation, biological process: protein folding in endoplasmic reticulum. Gene Ontology annotation, cellular component: cytoplasm; membrane.
AUGCGCGCCUCGGUAAUUUGGGCAAAACCAUUGACGCCGGCGCUAGUGGUCCUAGGACUCCACGUACUCGCCGCCUAUGGCUCCAGGUCCGGCUCUGAGACCGCCGUGACCACCGCGCCGGCUGCCACAGAGGUAUGCGAGUCAAGAACCAUCAACUACAUCACCCACACCCUCCCACAGCAAUGUCUGCGGACCUCAUGGACGAGUCCCACCCCAGCCGUCACCCCCGACGACUCUACAAUCCAGCCCGCCGUCACGACUACUGCCACGACAGCCACCGAGACCCCAGGGUCAACCCAAGACAAUGAAACGGUACAAGAGCAGGACGCCCAGGAGGAGCUGGCCGCAAGCUCCUUCAUGUCGUUCGAGGAGUGGAAGGAGAUGAUGUUGCGGAAGUCGGGGCAGGAUCCCGCCAACAUCAAAUCCCAAAAGCAGCGCGAACACCGAGAACGGGACCCAAGCAUGAACAGCGGGGAUGUCGACAGCUUUGGGGAAGAGGGGGAAAUCGCGCUCGAUUUUGACGCCCUGGCCGAGAAGGUGUCUGAGAUCACGUCGUCCACCGACAAAGCUACCCCAAAGACGGACGAGGCGGCGAAAGAAGAGCAAAUCUUCUACGACGACGGCAAGACGCAGUACUACCGGAGCAAGGACGCCGGCAAAACGUGCAAGGAGAGAUUCUCCUACGCAUCCUUCGAUGCCGGCGCGACGGUCCUCAAGACGAGCGCCCGUGCUAAGAAUGCCAAGGCUAUCCUGGUCGAGAACAAGGACUCGUACAUGCUCCUAGAAUGCCGCGCCAAAAACAAGUUCGUCAUCGUCGAGUUGAGCGACGAUAUUCUUGUCGAUACCGUCGUCCUAGCCAAUUUCGAGUUCUUCUCUAGCAUGAUUCGCAAGUUCAGGGUUAGCGUCAGUGACCGCUACCCCGUGAAGUUGGACAAAUGGGUAGACCUAGGCACCUUUGAAGCCCGUAACGCGCGAGACAUGCAGGCUUUCUUGAUCGAGCAUCCUCAAAUCUACACCAAGUACCUCCGCAUCGAGUUUCUGAGCCACUGGGGCAACGAGUUCUACUGCCCGGUAUCACUGCUCCGCGUCCAUGGCACCCGUAUGCUGGAUACGUGGAAGGAGCCAAACCACGAUGACGAGCCGGAGCAGAUUCAAGGGUCAACCCAAGAGCCUGCAGCGGAGCCGCAGCAAAUGCAGGAGCCAACAAACAGUGAAAAUCCAUCAGUGGUUGAGACUGAGGAGAUUGCUCCCCGUGCCUCCAUAGAAAUGGGCCUUAGCCCCUGGCGUCCUCUUUUCCAGGGGAAUUUCUCACUCCAAGUGUGCGAACUACGUUCGCCAACGACGGCCGAUCCCACACCUGUCGAGUCAGGUUCGGUUAUACCACCCAAAAAACCUGCCGCGGCCCCCGAUUCGGUGACUCCGCGCCCAUCGGCACCCUCAGUCGACGACGCACCUCGGUCCCGCCCAGGCAAUUCGUCCUCGUCCGAGCCCGCAUCUCCUGGAGCGUCCGUCUCCCAGGGGCAUUCCGGGGGUGCUGCCGCUUCCAGCGCCCCUUCAACACCACCGCAGGCCAACGAUAAUACAGCCAGCAACUCAGGUCAGAAACAGUCGGAUGGCAAGGGGGACACCGCGGAGAACUCAUCUACCACCACAACCACCCCCCGCAACAAGACCAGCUCCGUCUCCUCCGCGUCUGCCUCCCCUACCGUACAAGAAUCUUUCUUCAAGACCAUGACCAAACGUCUCCAACUCCUCGAGUCCAACACGUCCCUCUCUCUCCAGUACAUCGAAGAGCAGUCCCGUUUUCUGCAAGAAGUGCUCCUCAAGAUGGAGCGCAAGCAGAUAACGCGAGUCGACUCCUUCCUUGACACCCUCAACAAGACGGUCCUCUCCGAGCUCCGCAACGUGCGCACGCAGUACGACCAGAUCUGGCAGAGCACCGUACUCGCCCUCGAAACCCAGCGUGAGCAAUCCCAAGGCGAGAUCGUCGCCCUCACCUCUCGCCUCAAUAUCCUUGCCGACGAAGUCGUCUUCCAAAAGCGCAUGGCCAUUCUCCAAAGCGUCCUCCUCCUCGCCUGCCUCGUCCUCGUCAUCUUCAGCCGCGGUGGCCUCGCCGCCCUCGACAGCGCCUCCUUCCCCAAUUUCCCCCCGGCCUCCACCGGCACCACGUACCGCCGCUACGGCUACGCCCGCUCCGACUCCCUCUCCGGCAUCUCCAUGCCCAGCUCAUCGCCCCCACACCCGGGCCCUAACGGCCAGCCACCAAACGGAGCAGCUGCCGCCCAAAACUACAGCAACAACAACAACAAUAAUAACAACGGUAACAACCUCGCCACCUCCGCCCUCCCGCGCCACCUCUACCCGACGUCGUCCUCCGCUUCUUUCCGAGACAAGACCCUUCCCCUAACCCCGCCAUCCGAGUACAGCAGGGAAAGCACGCCGGCAACAUCACGCCUCAACCACCUCCACCACAGCCCCGAACCGCGCUUCUAUGAGAAGCAAGACCCGGACCAGGACCAGGACCCCGAGCAAGAACCAGGGCAGGAACAGGAACAAGAACAGGAAUACGGGACGCCAUCGCGCCCACGCCCACGUCGACGCCACACGGCGUCUGCGGCAUUGACAACAAUGCCAGCAUCGGACGCAGAUGCCGAGGUCUCUUCCAUUGAGAUAAAUCCCGGCAUGACAGAAGAAAUCGCAUCUCCGCCACGAAGGGGAGAGGAAGAAAAGGGGCAAGAGGUGCAAGAGGAGGGGAAGCCACCGUUGUUGAGAGCCCGGUCAUCGCAGCUGGGCGGGCUUAGGAAGCCUUUACCGGCGCUGCCCGAGGACCCGAGCUAA